AUGCCAUUGGCCCCGCUGGGUGUCACGUCGCAGUCCAGGAAGAAGCUCACGACGUCCGCGUCUCAUGAAAGUCACUGUGCAGCCGAAGACAAGGAAAACCAGACUGCUGAGAGCGCCCUAAACAGACCAGAACGAGGUCAUACGGAUUGCGUCGACCGAAAUGGACUUUCAGAACCCACGUUACCGCAGACACCCACCGUCCGAAUACCUAUCGAAGAUCUGAUCGCAAACACUGAAGACGCUUACAAUUGUGCCCCUCCUCUCGCCACUCCAGUCGACCACGUUCUCUGGCAAACCAAUCCAGCAAGUUCAACUUCGCUGGAAGCUGCUGAAGCCACCCAAAGAAGCAGGAAACGUGCUCACAGUUCUUCUCCCGCUUCGUCGCAGCAGCUUUCUGCACACAAGGAUGCCCUAAAUCUAGACACUCUGAACAGGUCCCUGCGCACUCCAAACAACGACCCGACGCAGGAUCUGUGGAAUCGCUACACUACUGCCAAUGGGCUAAAAAAGGAUCCCAAGGAACCUACGUUGCCCGCAUACCCUCAUUUGCUGCCGUCUUCCCCUCAGACACCCAGUACGACGGGUAAGGACGGUGGCCUACGGAGGACGCACAGCUGUGGAGUUGAGUGGCCUACGUCGAAGGCAAAGCGCAGGAGGAUGGAUGAGCAAUACAGCCGAACAAAGGAGUUGUUCGCCGCUUCUCGAAAGGAUAUCUUGCGGCGCGAUCUGUCCAACAACACCCGUGUCGGGCUUUUGCUUGAGAAGAUUCAGGAAAGCCUGACCAAGAAGGCCGAUGCGCCGGAAAGUCCUUCGAGCUCUUCCCCCCUCCCCGACAGGCGCUCGCAAGCGCUGGUCUCACCCACGAGGCCACCACAUAGAACAAGAGGCGACUCUAACGGUCCUUGUGGUGCCACCUGGUCGUCUCAGAAAAGGUCGCCUCUGAAACAUGGUGUUUCUCGUGAUGCUUCUUUCUCAUCGGAUUUCAGCGAUGAUGCUUUCGACGCCGAGGCCCUCGCAUGUGUCGAGCAGGUACUUGCCCAAACGCAGGUGAACAAUGAAGCCAAUGGUGGUGUGUCUCACGGUGGGAAUGGUCCCUGGCAGAGACCCGCAUCUCAGUCUCACGCCGCUGCUGAGACUGUCCACAAUAAUACAGCUCGAGAUCCAUACCAGCCUAUCCCGGCGGAGGGGCGAACGCCACCGCAACCGCCAAAGAUUUCAACAAAGGCAGAUUUUGACGAGUUUGAUGACGACGAUGACGAUGACUUAAUGAACGAGAUGCUCGACCUUGCAGCACAAUAUGACUCCCAACAACAAGCACCGGUGGCUGCACAGGGGGCUGUUGCAUGUCCGACUUCGCAGACAGACACACAGACCAAGCACCUUGAAACACUUGACGAGUUUGAAGACGCCUUCGAUGAUGACGAACUAUGGGAAGACAUUGCGAACGCAACACAAAAGGGGAGGACGCCGGUUGGAUCGAAGGAUCAUACAUCAAACAAUAAUCGAGCUAUCAACCGCUAUCUCAUCCUUGAUGUCUUUGAUCACCAGUACGAAUCCAAGCCAGGCCGUAUGCGGCCUGAGAAGCUGCUCUCGGUCAAAGAUGAGAGGACCAAGAGGCUCUAUAAUAUCCUUCUACGGGAGUCUUGGUAUGACACUCGGUGUACCAAGGGCUCCUACGUCCACAUCAUCGGCCGGUUCGAUCGCACAGGCCGGUGCGUCGUUGACGAUGCUGACAACAUGAUCAUCCUCCACCCGGACCACCUCAUCUCGUCGACCGUUGUCGGCGACUCCUUCACUUGCAUGCGCCGCGCCGUCCUCCAAGACAGGGUCAAAGCAACCAAUGCAGCUAGUCAGCCUCAAGUGUACGGCCACAUCCUCCAUGAGGUUUUCGGACAUGCGUUGACGGUGAACAAAUGGGACCGGCAAACGUUCCGAGAAAUCAUUGACAAGGUUCUGCCUUCCUACAUUGAGUCGCUGUACGAGAUUGGAGUCCGAAUCCCAGAUGCGACAGAGUAUCUUCUAGGCAAGCAAAGCGAGCUGAUGGGAUGGGCGAGUGUCUUCGUCGGUGAUAGCCUGUCUGCAGAUGCUGUCAUUCGUGAUCGACACGGCGUCCUCGUGCCAGCAACCAUCAACAAGCUGCUGGAGCUCGAAGAACAUAUCUGGUCUCCGAUGUACGGCCUCAAGGGCAACAUCGAUGCCACAGUUCAAGCGCAAAUGAGGCUGCCAAACGAUGAAAAGCCUCGAACCCUCCUCGUACCUUUCGAACUCAAGACGGGCAAGAGAGACAAUGUCGAGCAGCACCGUGUUCAGACCGCACUUUACACCCUCCUACUAUCUGACAGAUACGAUAUCAAUGUCACCUGCGGCAUGCUGUACUACCUAGAGACCAAUAAAACAUUCCGCGUCGAAGGCAUCAGAAACGAAAUCCGCCACAUGAUCAUUGAGAGAAACGAACUGGCAUGCUAUGUCCACGACAAGCUGGCUUUACCACCAAUGAUCAAGAAGCAGCAUAUGUGCAAGAGCUGCUAUUCGAAAUCGGCGUGCUUCACCUACCAUAAGCUAUGUGAAGAUGGCACGGCAGAAUCUAGCGGCUUGGGCGACAAAUUCACUGAGGUCGUCUGCCACUUGUCUCCUAUCCAUCAGACUUUCUUCAAGAAAUGGGACGAUUUGCUCACCAAAGAAGAGCGAGACUCGAUGAAGUUCCGCCGAGAGCUCUGGACGAUGCUGGGCUCAGAGCGAGAAGCCGUUGGUCGGUGCUUUUCAGAAGUGGUGAUCCAGCCCGGAUCGGCAUUCGAGAACCCAGCGAGUUCAAAGAUUAACAGAUUUGAAUACACUUUCGUCAAACAGAAACACCGACCAGGCUUCUCCUUUACCGAAUCGCAAAUCACCAUUGGGGAGCCGAUCGUGAUUUCCGACGAGAAGGGACAUUUCAACUUUGCGGCAGGAUUCGUGACGAACGUGCGACCUAACAGAGUUGUGGUGAUGGUCGACCGGCGGCUACAACGGGCGCAGCGCAAGACUGAAGGCUUUGACCCUGUUCACAACCAAGUCUUCGCCGCUCAGGAUAGUGUAGGCCAAGGCCUACCAUCUCCGUCUUCGCAAUCUGAAGACCCUAUCCUGUACCGCAUUGACAAAGAUGAGUUUGCGAAUGGAAUGGCGACAGCCCGGAACAAUCUUCUCCGUAUUAUGGAGAAGGACCUCUGGCGAGCACACGAGCUGCGACAGCUCAUUGUCGAAAACAAGGCCCCGGAGUUCAAGAUCACGUCAACGGGUUACACGCUAUCCGGGCCCGCAUCCCAACAAGACCUCAAUAUUGAUCAACGGAGGGCUCUGGAGAAGGUUAUGAGUGCGAAGGACUACGCCCUGGUACUCGGUAUGCCUGGAACCGGCAAGACCACGACCAUUGCUCAUAUUAUCCGAGCUCUUGUGUCCCAGGGCAAGUCGAUCCUGUUGGCUUCCUAUACACACACCGCCGUGGACAAUAUUUUGCUGAAAAUCAAGGACGACAAAAUCCCCAUUUUGCGGAUUGGAGCCGUCAAUAAAGUCCACCCGGACGUGCAAUCAUUUGCGGAUAUCUCUGGCAUACCCAAGCGGACAGUUGAGGAAUUGCAUGUGUCCUGGCACGAAAGCAAAGUUGUGGCGACGACUUGCUUGGGUGUGAAUCAUGGCAUAUUCAAUGCCAGAACCUUCGACUAUUGUAUUGUGGACGAGGCUUCCCAGAUAACGUUGCCUGUCUGUCUUGGUCCGAUCCGAAUGGCAAAGACCUUCAUUCUGGUCGGUGAUCACUAUCAGUUACCUCCGUUGGUACAAAACAAGCAAGCCAUGGAUGGUGGACUGGAUAUCAGCCUCUUCAAAUUACUGUCCGAGGCACAACCAGGCUCGGUCGUCAGUCUCGAACACCAGUACCGAAUGGCGGAAGACAUCAUGCUGCUGUCCAAAGAGCUUGUGUACGCAGGCCGAAUCAAGUGCGGCAAUGAAGCCGUUGCAAAACGCAUGCUGUUUAUACCAGAUCCGGAUGCCGGGCUGGCAGCACACCAUUUUACGGCGUCGUCCUGGCUCGGAUCCGGCGACGGCACGCACGCCAUCUGUUUCGCGGAUGCCAGUUGCUGGCUUCAGUGUGCAUUGGCUCCGUCCUCUCGCUGUCUGUUUCUCAACACCGACACGAUUACUCCCAAUGGCGCCGCUCGUGAAACAGUGGCAGGCGCCCGCAUUACCAACGCAGUCGAGUCGAUUCUGACGGCACAGCUUGUCACGACGUUGAUUCAGUCGGGCGUGUCACCGCGGUCAAUCGGCGUCAUCACCUUUUAUCGGUCUCAGCUCGCGCUCCUGAAAGCAGAUGUCAAGUCUCUUGCCGGUUCUGUCACCGCCGGUGAGGUUGAAAUGCACACGGCCGACAAAUACCAAGGACGAGACAAGGACAUGGUGAUCCUCAGCUGUGUCCGAAGCAAUGACCACAACCAUGUGGGUGACCUCCUCAAGGAUUGGCGCCGAGUGAACGUCGCAGUGACACGGGCAAGGAGCAAGAUGUUGAUUUUGGGGAGUAUGGGUACCUUGGCCGGCAGUGGUGUGCCCAUUUUACAAGGACUAACGAAGAUUAUGACUGAGGCAGGAUGGGUUCUGGAGCUGCCCGGGGGAGUGUGCGGGAUGCAUUGCUUCGAAAGCACCGUUACCCAAGGCAACGCACACACGCAGCGGAGCGUUCCUGCAGGUCCUGAGACACACGCGGAGUCCACGUCAGCGUCGCCAGCAAAGAAGAGAAAGCAGCCAUUGGGACAAUCGCACAACGGCAGCGUUGCUGGUAACCCCAGCUCUGCGAAGAAACAGAAACAGAAACCGUAUCAAGUCAAGGGAGUCAUACGACAGCCCGGCAAAGUGAUUCGAGGGAAUGCUCUUGUCGGCGGUCGCAGUGACGGUCUUGGAAAGUUCUUGGAUAAUAGGCCAGUCAUGCGCGACGUGCUUAACCAGCUCUCGCUCGAUGGCGUGGACAAGGAGAAUGCCGACUCGCAGGAUCACAGGGCCACGGAUAUGUUUGAGGAUAUGGAUGCGGAUUUUGAUGCAACGGACUUUGAAGUAUAUUGA
Cladophialophora carrionii CBS 160.54 is the source of this 5079-nucleotide messenger RNA. RefSeq lists its product as uncharacterized. The record is from RefSeq and is a predicted model, not a curated record. NCBI's taxonomy places the organism in Eukaryota, Fungi, Ascomycota, Eurotiomycetes, Chaetothyriales, Herpotrichiellaceae. Gene Ontology annotation, molecular function: single-stranded DNA helicase activity; 5'-flap endonuclease activity. The coding region runs from base 1 to 5079 and encodes 1692 amino acids. Gene Ontology annotation, biological process: replication fork reversal. The transcript has 2 exons. Gene Ontology annotation, cellular component: cytoplasm.